Messenger RNA from Bipolaris maydis ATCC 48331, 4458 nucleotides. RefSeq lists its product as uncharacterized. Gene Ontology annotation, molecular function: ATP hydrolysis activity; ATP binding. Lineage: Eukaryota; Fungi; Ascomycota; Dothideomycetes; Pleosporales; Pleosporaceae. The record is from RefSeq and is a predicted model, not a curated record.
CGGCAUGCGCUUUUUCCUCACAGCAUCCAUUGUCAAGGCCCUACCAUCUUAAGAUAUUACCGCGCAACUAGUCUGUUCAGGGUGCUAGUCUCUUCUAAGACCACUCCUCUUGUGUUUACUCAGCCGUGGUCUUGGUGCCCCGUCAUUGCAGCGCACCUGCAGCAGCCGCGAUCCGUCCGCUUGGUUCGAGAGAUUCCUGUUCAGGGCUAGAAAAUGGCCGACGUUAUCAACGAUACUUUGAGCCUUGACGAGAACACAAAGCCAGCAACCGAAUACGUUGGCAAGCAUCAUGUAGCAGCUGUAGAUGGUGAGGGCGAAAGGCCUACACCAUCAGUGGGCAUUGGGCUUUUUGAUGAGCUCAACGAUUUGAAAAAGAAGAUUGCGGAGCUCGAGACGCGUCAGGCCAAACCCGGUCUUGCGGGAUCUGAGACAGCAGGAAUCGAUCCCGAAGUCAUGGCCGAUGUAGAAAAAUACAAGCGGAUGGAAGCCUGCUUGUACAAGCACCGGAAAGAGUGGGAGCUUAAUAUAGGGCCAGGGGAUUGGACCGGGUUCUAUCGAUAUGCACGUGCUGUGCAGAAUGGUAGACAACGAUGGAAUGUAUGUUUCCCAGAUAUUUCGGCAGACAAUUCGUACGAGCGGCCGGAUGUCUUUGACCCUGAUCAUGAUUGUGGCUUCAAAGGUACGGCCCAUCCAGAAGAAGACGGAAAAGGUUCAAAGGACGAAUACGACAUAACCAUCGACUGGGGUUAUCGCCGAGACAGAGUACGCAAAAAUUUCGAAUGGAAAAGUGCCAAGAAGCAGGAGCAGCGAAAGCGUCAUAUAGUGGUACCCGAUAGAAAUUCCAAGCUCGGCGAGGAUCAGAAGACAGACAGUACAGCGCAGGUUCUCAAUAGUUCUGCCACCCCUAGGCUCAACCCUCUGGAGUGGUAUCAGUUCAAGCAUCUAGCAAAAAUCAGAGAGCAAGAUGCAAACGUUGUCGAUAUUCUCAUCGGUGAGCCUGUCAUUGACGACGAUGUGGGGGCAAAUCAGCUGUGGUUUGGCUACUCUGGACGUCAAUCAACCAGAGACGUGGCCAAAUCCACAGGUCAGAAAUCAUUUAAUCCCAAAGAACCCGGCAAGACACCACUUCCAGAGAGAAUCAGAAUACACUCUGAUGCUCUUCUAAGGAUCUUUGUUCAAAUUCUUGGAUCAGAAGGGGGAUCGCUAGAUGACUCGGAAGUGGAGGCCGCUGUAUUCAUCAGGCCUUACAAGGCGCUCGCCUAUCGAGAACACGCAUUGCGAGACUGGUGUACGGCGCUGGAGAAGAAGCUAAAAAGGACAUCCACCAGCCAGCGAGAUCUUACGUAUACCAAAGCCUCAGUCAUUGACGCAGAACAGAGUGAUGAGAUUGCGCCGGUGAAGGGGCAACUUACCAAUGACACGGUUACUGAGAUUCAAUUUGGAGUAUCCACAGACCCCUCAGAACAGGUCAUGACAGCCACAGGACAGGCGCAAAGCACUUUGAGAGUUGCUGAGCCUCUAGCUGACCUUUCAGAAGAAUCAGGCGGCGAAGGCGAACGGGAAGAGAACGAAAGCGAAGGAAACGACCCAACAAAGUCACCAACAGCACUAGAGCAUUUGAAAUGUCUCCUUCAAUUCCUAGAUUCAAACGUUGUAGCAAAACGAGACUACCUCAACGGACCUCUAUGUCGAAAAGUCUUCUUCUCCGAUCUCUGGUACCUAUUUCGGCCUGGUGUCGAGGUAAUAAGUAGCGACGGCAAGCAGGCUUACAAAGUCAUCGGCGUUACCAGUGAGAAGCACCGCAUGGCCCCUGCCUGGCAGAAGUGGUAUAAUCCUCGGAAUAGUCGGGAGAAUAAGGACCGGAAGAAGGCAGCCUUCAGUGUCAGCUGCGUAUACAUCGAUUUUGAUGGGAAACAUAUAGGUCCGGUGGAGAAACUUUUCGACUUCAAACGAUUUGAGGGAGAGAGGGAGGUCACCUCCUUAGAGGUAUAUCCUCUUCGUUUCCACCCUUUCAGACGGUCAGAGUACAGCGAUACCGAGUGGAAAGAGCUAGCGCAUUGCCCUGAUCAGGAAAGGUACCGGCAGAAACUCAUACUUCGAGGCAACAAGUUUCUCGAAGUCGCUGGAGUUAGGCAUAUGUACUAUGCUGGGCCAACACUGGAAGUGAAAGACGAAGUAGAGAGUCCAGUUGUUAUCGAUUUCGAAACAGCUUUCACCAUGCAAGACGAUCAAACGGCAUUGAGAAAUCAGGAGCAAAGCCCGUGGAAGCCGGAGCUUAUUACCCUGAUUGGUAAUGUAGUGGCCGAAGAAAACGACGAUAUUGUCCUUGGCCCAUGCAUGGGUGACUGCUGUGGGGACGACUAUGUUUAUGAUGACCAAUAUGUUGAUGAAAAGGAGCGGUCCGAGUAUAUCAAUAGUCUGCUGCCUGCUUCAACCGGCCUAGACGAACAGCCACCGAUUACCAUUAUGCCUCGUCUGCUAAAGGAACUGCAGACUGGCCCCAAGGGCAACGCACCAUGUUCCGAAGACGAACUCGUCAUCAUGUCGUAUCGUGUAUUCGGCUUUGUCCUGCGGAGUCGGAAAUGGGCUAAACUGGACCUGUCGCAUCUGACCGAAGUUCAUCCGCAAGAAGCAGCGUCUAUGACGUCUAAUAUAGCGGGGAAGGACACCUCGCACCAACAAAGGGAGGAAGAUGAACCUUCAUCGGUUUUUGACCGUCUCGUACUCGAAAAGGGGCAUCACACCAUGAUUGUAUCACUCAUUGCCCAACACUUUCGGGAUAAGAAAUCCACUACAGGUCAAAGAGAGGAGUUCGAUCUCGUGAAAGGAAAAGGAAAAGGUCUGAUCUUGCUUUUGCAUGGCGCCCCUGGAGUAGGGAAAACUUCCACUGCUGAGGGAGUCGCAGAGAUGUUCAAAAAGCCGUUAUUUCAGAUUACAUGCGGCGACCUUGGAACAACUGCAACAGAAGUGGAAAGCGCCUUGGAGAUGAACUUUUCGCUCGCUAAUAAGUGGGACUGUAUUCUUCUCCUCGAUGAGGCCGAUGUCUUCUUAGCAGAGAGGACAAAAGAAGAUUUCAAGCGAAAUGGACUCGUUGCUGUGUUCCUGCGCCUCAUGGAAUAUUACUCAGGCAUCCUCUUUCUGACAACCAACCGCGUCGGCGACUUUGAUGAAGCCUUCACCUCACGUAUCCACGUCAGUCUCUACUACCCUGAACUCAGUAUAGACAAGACCGUUCAGGUAUUUAAAAUCAAUAUGGACAUGAUUCAAGCCCGAUUCGAUGCCAAAAGCCGCGUCAUUAAAAUCGAUAGAGAGGACAUCGCCGCCUUCGCAGCCAAAUACUUCGACAAGUACCCACAUGCACGCUGGAACGGUCGCCAGAUCCGCAAUGCAUGCCAGACAGCAGUGGCUCUGGCAGAAUCUGAGGCCCUGAGCAGAGUUCCGCAAGACACGGAGAAUCAGAAUACGGUUGUACAUUUGACAGUUAAGCAUUUCGAGGUUGUGAGGAAGGCGUACCUUGAUUUUACGAAGUAUAUGCACGAUUUGUAUGGCUCCACUUCUGCACGGAGAGCGAAAGAGGCGAAAUUACGAGCCAUCUGGAUUGAUGAAAAUGACCGCGUGGUGAGGACGCAAAACAUGGGCGGUACAGGGUUGGACAAGAAAAACGCAUUCUUGCUUGCUUCACAGAGCCAGCCAAGCUAUCCACAUGGGCAUCCGCCUCAGCAAAGCUUCGAGAGGCCAUUUUAUGGGCAGCAACCAGGAAACUACCCACAGCCGGGCUACCAACAGCCACAACAACAGCCACAAUACUACCAAAACCCUAACCAGAACCAAGGGUUCAACCCACAUCAGCCUCAAUACAACAAUGUUCCACAAGGUCAGAUGCAAGGACAACCUUCCACCUUUAAUGAGAAUUGGAACAAUCAACGCGCGGGGAAUUCCGGUGUGUUCUCUCCGGCGCCUCAAAAUGGAGGACAAUUUACCGACUCUGUUCCACCGAGACAGCAAGUGACGCCUUCACCGCAACCUCAGCAAACCCAACCAAAUCCGCAAUGGCUAGGCGAAAAUAUCAAAAACAUGUAUGCAGUAUCUGGCCAGCAAAGUAACGCACAAGCAAUGGCUGGGGCGGGUGGGGCUACCGCCGGACAGGCAUGGAACUGCCCCUGUGGAAAUUCCAAUCCUGUGCACUCAGGGUUUUGUUCAAACUGCGGAGGGAAGGCGCAACGAGUGUAAGGUUGAAUCUUUGUUUCAAAAAGGCUAUGGAGCUUAGACUAUGACUUACCGGCUCAGACAAGACGUGUAGGGUUGAUCAAUGGAGUAUUUCCUUUUUAGCUGGCGAGGACCUACACAUGCAAUUCGAAAUUGUCCACAUCUAUUAGGGUCAUCGUAUUGGAUUUAUAGUUUAGUUUUUAUAGUUUUGAAUUUCACCCUAUACAUAGGGCGCAAUCGUCAUCCGUACUU